Molecule: messenger RNA, 1559 nt
Organism: Struthio camelus australis
Lineage: Eukaryota; Metazoa; Chordata; Aves; Struthioniformes; Struthionidae
Source: RefSeq, a predicted model, not a curated record
UAGGGCAGGGGGUGAGAAAUCGUUCUGUGGGAAGCAUUUAGAGAUUUUAUUAUUUUUAAAAGUAAUCUUUUGAAAGUAUUAUGUAUGCACACACACUUAUUUUAAAUGACAGGUAUCCAAAAGUGCAGGCUAAAAUGCAAGAAGAAGUGGAUAGGAUUGUUGGAAGAGACCGUCUGCCAUGUACUGAAGAUCAGCCUCAUUUGCACUACAUCAUGGCUUUCUUGUAUGAAUCCAUGCGUUUCAGCAGCUUUGUGCCUGUUACUAUCCCACAUGCCACCACAACCAACACCUUCAUAAUGGGCUACCUCAUUCCCAAAGACACAGUGAUAUUUAUUAAUCAAUGGUCAGUGAAUCAUGAUCCAGCAAAAUGGUCCAACCCAGAAGAUUUUGACCCAACGAGAUUCCUGGAUGAGAAUGGAUUCAUUAACAAAGAUCUUACUAGUAGCGUGAUGAUAUUCUCAUUGGGAAAACGUCGGUGUAUUGGAGAGGAGUUAUCGAAGGUGCAGCUGUUUCUCUUUACCUCCAUACUGGUGCAUCAGUGCAAUUUUACUGCUAAUCCAAAUGAGGACCCUAAAAUGGACUUUACUUAUGGGUUGACCAUUAAACCUAAGCCAUUUACUGUGAAUGUCACACUUAGAGAUACUAUGGAUUUGCUUGAUAAGGCUGUCCAAAGACUGCAAGCAGAGAAAACAGCCAAUGAAAAUCACCCAUCAGCAAAUGCCUAAGCACCAAAUCUUGCAUCUAAAGAUACUCCCUCUCUCUUUUUAGACUUAAAUAACUUACAGUUUGUUCUGGUGAUCUUUUUGGAAAAUAGACAACAAGAUACAGGAGCAGGAAGGAAAACUGCGCAAGUCAUAAUUCAGUCCUCUUUUUUAAUUCUAGAGGCAGAGCCAGAAGCAUUUAAUAUAUUAAAUGAUAAAACAUAUGCAAAAAUAUGCAAUUUGAAAGUAAGGUUUUCCUUUUCUAGCCUGUUCACAGAAGUUAUAAUUGUAAAGCGUUUUUUGUCUGCUGACUGGUUAGAGCAUUUCCAGGAACUGUUUGUACAGUCCUUUCCAUGUCUCCGUGCACUAUGCCUUAACUCUAAGCUCGCCUUCAGUGAUUCCACAUUCCAAAGUGAAAUCUCAUAUUCCACAAAAAAAAAAAAAAAGCGCACUCAGAACAUUGUAGCCUCCCUCUGAGUUCACUCUUUUGGAAACUGCCAUAGGCAUAUGGCAGGUCCUGCGUUGUGACUGCUGGGGUGUACAUUAAUGCCUCCAUAAAAAACUUUCAAAUACUUUUGAUAAAAGGCCAAUGUAAAAUCUUGCCUUUAAUAUGCCAGAGUGUUUACACAUAUGACUAAAAAAAAUAGAUUUGCUUAUGAGCACAACAUAUUUUAAAAUAAAAUUCAUAUUUUAUAUGAGAACAGAGUGUCCUAAUCCAGUCACUUUCAAUACGUAUUGAAAGGAAAGAUCAGAACUGGUAUGUCACCAGUUUUCUCCAGUAAAGACGUGAAUCCCUGCCCCUAGGCACAUAGUAAGUCCAGUUAAAAUUCAAAUGGGCCAGGAUUUGUAGAAGUGAGA